UUGUCCUCAGUUUUCCGUGAUUUCUCUUCACAAGAUCAACAAGAAAUUGUCCUUAGUUUUCCGUGAUUUCACUUCACAAGAUCAACAAGAAAUUGUCCUUAAAUUUCACAAGAUCAAUAAGAUAUUGUCCUUAGUUUUCCGUGAUUUCACUUUACAAGAUCACAAGAUCUUGUCCUUAGUUUUUCGUGAUUUCACAAUAAAUAAUAUCGCCAAGAUUAAGAAAAUAUUACAUGCAUAAUGAGUCCCCCUCUGCCAUACACCAGAUCAAGCACCACGCCCUAUCAGAUACCCGCAUCUUUCCUUGGGCGGGACCAGGGGGAGGAUACCACACCCCCCUCUCCAACAUCAGCACACAAGUUGAGCAUCUGCUUGAUCCCUGAGAUCUCUCAAUCCCAAAACACUUUCGAGGUCAGCAUCAAGCGGAACUCCCUUGGUCUCGGAUUCAGUAUAACUGGAGGACUAGAUGCACCCUCCCCCUGGACAAAUUUAAUCAGAAUAAAGAAAAUAUUUCCGCUUCAACCAGCCUGGGAAACCGGUCAACUUAAGGUUGGUGAUGUAAUUCUGAAGGUAUCUGGAGUCCCCCUCACAUCUUUAUCCUUACGACAAGCACUGGAUAUUCUUAGAACUUCUCCACCUAACACUGUUCUUCAGGUGUGCAGAAUACCUGAUUCUAUAUCAGCAAACCAAAGAUCCUGCCCAACAUAUUCCAAGAGGACUAGCGUAGUAAGAUCGUAUUCCUAUGGACCAUACAAUCACAACACUUGGGAUACUUUUAAACAGGCAACAGACCAGGGUUUUGGAUACUUGAAGGAUUAUUCCAGCAGUCGUCCUUCUCUCACUAGUGCAGGAGACUCAAUGGAGAUAGAGAUAUCCCCAGCAACACCUGAAAAGGAGUGGAGUCCUGGACCUGAGAUUAUUUAUGAUGAUGAUAAUGAUGAUACUAUGCAACUACUCCGUCCUGUAGAGAACGCCCUUCUAAAUAACUCAAGAAUAGUUGGAGAAUUUUCUAUUCAAUUAACCAAGGUAAACGGAAGUUUGGGGUUCAGCCUCCAAUCUAUAGAUGAUACAGUGCUAAAGCAUUCUAUUAAGGGCAUAGUACGGGAUCCAGCUCUAAGUGAUGGAAGACUUAAAGCUGGAGACAAACUUCUAACUGCUAAUGGAGUAGAUCUAUCUACAUUUACUCAUCAGGAACUGAUAAUGUUUCUGCGUCAAUGUGACGAAACUGUAACUCUAGGUCUCUUCAGAGAUGCCAGUAGAUCUCAGACACCAUUAGAUCCUGAAUCUCCGACACAAGAUAUCAGAGGAAGAAGCCCGGGGAGAAAAAAUCUUAGAUACGAAGCAAAGGAGCUGGUUCGGUCUUUACAGUCCAGCAGAACGAGUUUAGAGAAAGCCGGGCUAGGCUGUCAGUCAGGUUCCUACUCCCAUGGUACACUCGGCAGAAGGAGAGGUCGUCCUUUCAGUCCUGCUCCCGGUCAUAUAAAAGGUCAAGCUGGACGCGGUCAACUGCUCGGUAGCCCGGUUCCUACAGUUGAAUCACCGGUCACACCGCACAAUACAUCGGCCCCGCCUAGUUUAGCGGUCACACAGGCGUUUAACUCCCUUGCCUUGGAGGACAGUUUAGAGGAUAGAAUACAUAUUGAGGAGGUUGACAGUCCUCUACAUGAAUACCUGGCCUCCAGAUCAGACUAUUUGUCCUCCAAGGACGAGGACGAGAACUUUAACCGUUUCUCGGACUAUCACCAGUAUUUCGGGGACGUUGAGAUUAGUUCUAUUCCAAAUAGUCCAAGUCUGGGACGAGUUUUGGACUCCAGUAAUAUCAAUCUAUCCCGCUCUCUACCUAGAUCUACAAGAUUCGAAUCAAUGUAUCCUGCCUCCAGACCCAAUGAGUUAAAUCUAUCAACGGAUAAAAGACGACAGGGAUACAUCUUCCACUCUACAUCUUUACAUUCAAACCAGUUUUAAAUCAAGUUCAAUCCAGUUUUAAAUCAAGUUCAAACAAGUUUGGAAUUGGAAUCAAGUUCAAACAAGUUUGAAAUCAAGUCCAAACAAUAUUGGAAUUAAGUUCAAUCCAGUUUUAGAUGAAGUUCAAACAAUUUUGGAAAAAAGUUCAAUCCAGUUUUAAAUCAAGUUCAAACCAGUUCUAAAUCAAUUUCAAACCCGGUUUUUUCUUGUACUAGAAACCGGUGUAUUCCUGUUCUAGAAACUGGUUUGAUCCUACACUAGAAACCGGGUUAAUCUUGUACUAAAAACUGGUUUAAUCCUGUAUUAGAAACCGGUUUAAUCUUGUACUAGAAACUGGUUUAAUCAUGUACUAGAAAUCGGAUUAAUCCUAUUCUAGAAACCAGUUUGAUCCUAUUCUAGAAACCAGUUUGAUCCUAUUCUAGAAACCGGGUUGAUCCUGUACUAGAAAUCGGUUUAAUCCUUCUUCUAGAAACCGGUUUAAUCCUUUACUCGAAACUGGUUUCUCAACUCGAAACUGGUUUAAUCCUGUACGUGAAACCGGUUUAAUCCUUUGCUGGAAACCAGUUUAAUCCUGUAUUCGAAACUGGUUUUAUCCUCUUCUAAAAACCGGUUUAAUCCUAUUCUAGAAACAGGAUUAGUCUUGUUUUUUAAAUCGAUUAUUAACGCAUACCAGUUAAUGUAAACAAACAUACACUUAAAGUGUCAGAAAUUGGGAUUUUAUGAAUGAGAGAGAAAAAGUUCAACUAGAUCUGCCCACUGCUGCUCACUAUGUAUUAAUUUUGACCUCUGAAUAUCCAAUAUCCACCUGGUUUUGUUAUUGUAAACAUGCAUUGUACAGGGGUACAUUUCAUAUAGAUCCUGUUUACAAGAUGAUUCCAUAAAAGCGCCAUAAACCUUGUCACAGUUGAACAAAUGUUGCCGUGUACAUCGUACAAAUUGUAUAAACUGUACAGCAGUGAACAACUUUUUACAGUACAUAAUCUUUUGAAGGGUAUCAGGUACCAAAAACAAUGAUACCCAGCCCUUAAAUAUUUCUUGAUCAAUGCCAUACUUCUUGCUUGAUAUAAUUUAAGUUAUGUAUGUAAUAUAGUAAUAUAUACUGGGUUAUAUAUAACGACCGCUUUAUGUAAAUGUGCUAAUAUUUUUUCUAUUGAAAAUUUUAUAAAAAUGUUAUUCAAACUAUUUAACUUCAGGAUCAAACAUGUCACGCAUUAUUUAUUCAUUUUGAUACUUGACGAAAUAUUAAUGGGUUAAUUUGGUUAAUUAAUUAAAAACCAACCAAACCAGGGAAAUAUAAUUUCUUAUAUUUGAUAAAAUUUUGUUUUAAAAGCCUCUUCCCAAAAGUGUUGAAGAAUUAAACAACGUAUCGAUCUUUUGGGUGAAAUGUCAUUCACUUGAGAGGGCUUGGCUCAAAUAUUUAUUUAUGCAUCUUAUGCGUGGAUGACAAGAAAAAAUAUCACAUAAAACUGAUUUAUAAUAUUCAAUAAAUCCAUUCAUUUGUGU
Eurytemora carolleeae is the source of this 3465-nucleotide messenger RNA. RefSeq names its product tyrosine-protein phosphatase non-receptor type 13. Gene Ontology annotation, molecular function: protein binding. The transcript has 17 exons. The record is from RefSeq and is a predicted model, not a curated record. Bases 238 to 1962 code for a protein of 574 amino acids. NCBI's taxonomy places the organism in Eukaryota, Metazoa, Arthropoda, Copepoda, Calanoida, Temoridae.